AUGCUUGCCCCUGGCUCUGCUCUGAUGUGGGAGCAGGGCUGGCAAACAACAGGGGCAACGGGAAGCCUCCAGAACCUGAAGAAAUUUAAUAACCAGGACUUCAACCGCCUGCGAGCCUUGUGUCUGAGCCAAGGACUGCUUUUUGAGGAUGCCACCUUCCCUGCCCAUGUCAGCUCCAUCGGUCCCAACCUGCUCCCAGAGGAUAAGCUGCGGCGAAUACAAUGGAAGAGGCCAACUGAACUUCAGAGAAAUCCUUAUUUGAUCAUGGAUGGGGUUAGCAGAUUUGAUAUCAUGCAAGGAGAAAUAGGUGACUGCUGGAUGCUGGCUGCCCUCGGCUCUGUGACACUGCAGAAGCAAUUUUUGGAAAAUGUUUUACCAAAGGACCAAGGAUUCCAGGACGAUUAUGCUGGAAUUUUUCAUUUCCGGUUCUGGCAAUAUGGAGACUGGGUGGAUGUAGUGAUAGAUGACCAGCUGCCAUUCCUAAAUGGAAGAUACCUGUCUGUGCACCCUCGAACGUCAAAUGAAUUCUGGCCAUCCUUGCUGGAAAAAGCAUAUGCCAAGUUACGGGGCUCCUACCAGAACUUGCAUGGAGGCUACCUUUCUGAUGCUUUGGUAGACCUCACAGGUGGAGUACAAGUGCAGUUUUCAUUGAAAGAUCCCCCUCCUGAUCUGGAGGAGAUACUGAAAGCAGCUAACAAAUCAAAGUGUCUGAUGGGGUGUAGCACCUCAGGCCAGUCCGGGAACAUAGAGCUGAGGAAUGGAAUUGUACAGGGUCAUGCCUAUACUGUCACAGGAGUUGCGAAGGUACGCUACAGGAAUGGCUGGAAACAUAUCAUCAGGAUCUGGAAUCCAUGGGGCCAUGGGGAGUGGAAGGGGCCCUGGAGUGAUGACUCUCCUCAGUGGGACCAUGUUGAGCCUAAAUUCAGAGAAGCCCUCUUCAGAAAUAAGGCUGAUGGAGAAUUCUGGAUGUCCUAUGAAAACUUUCAGGAGCAGUUUUCCUGGCUGUAUAUAUGUAACAGCACCCCAACGUUUCUGGACUUUGGAGAUCAGCGCUGCACAACGUGGUCCGUGGACAGGCAUAUGAACCUGUGGAGUCCAGUCAUUGCCACAGGUGCAGUUUCAACAAACCCUCAGUAUUUCUUCAAAGUGCCAGAUUAUGACCCAAAAACCUAUAAUGUAGUCAUUUCACUCAUGCAAAAACAUGCUGAGGGUAUGCAGGAUGCAAAAACCCUGAAGAUUGGCUUUUUGAUCACCACGUCCCUGACUCGAGACGUGACCAACUACUUUAUCUUGAGCCCAGGAACCUAUGUUGUCGUUCCUGCUACAACAGAGGACCAAGAAUUUGAAUUUAUCUUACGAAUUUUCAUGAAGAAUCAAGACUACAAUGAGAACGCAAACUCCCCGCCCAGCCCAGUGCUGCCAAUGGAUGUACCAAGACAGAACCGGGACAGCUCCUAUAAGGCUGUCUUCCUAAGAUAUGCUAAGCAGGGCUCAGCUAUUGAUGCCUCGCAGCUGCAACAACUCCUUAAUGAAGUGAUCCUGCAAGACGAAAUGACCAGCCUGGGCGGAAGAUUCAGCUUCGAUUCAUGCAGAGGCAUUUUAUCUCUGAUGGAUCUCAACUCAGAUGGACGACUCACACUGCAGGAGUUCGGGAGCCUCUGGCGAAGUCUCACUAAGUACAUGGUUAUCUUCAGCAAAGAAGACAGAAAUCAUUCUGGAUUUCUUGAUUUGUCUGAACUGAAGAGCGCGAUACAGACGGCAGGUCUGGCCGCUAACGAGCAGCUCCUGCGCCUGAUGGCCCUGCGGUACAGCGAUGCUGCCAGGAGAAUCGGCUUCUCUGACUUCGUGUGCUGCAUGCUGCGCCUUGAAACCAUGACCUAUGCAUUUCAAAACUUAGCAGAAGGCAGAUCACAAAUUUUGAUGACAGCAAUGGAGUGGCUGACUCUUGUCAUGUACACCUAA
Molecule: messenger RNA, 1962 nt
Organism: Pygoscelis adeliae (Adelie penguin)
Lineage: Eukaryota; Metazoa; Chordata; Aves; Sphenisciformes; Spheniscidae
Gene: CAPN13
Product: calpain 13
Exons: 21
Coding region: 1-1962 (653 amino acids)
Biological process (GO): proteolysis
Cellular component (GO): cytoplasm
Molecular function (GO): calcium ion binding; calcium-dependent cysteine-type endopeptidase activity
Source: RefSeq, a predicted model, not a curated record